Molecule: messenger RNA, 8642 nt
Organism: Rhagoletis pomonella (apple maggot)
Lineage: Eukaryota; Metazoa; Arthropoda; Insecta; Diptera; Tephritidae
Gene: Sdb
Exons: 7
Coding region: 459-8369 (2636 amino acids)
Biological process (GO): microtubule anchoring
Cellular component (GO): cytoskeleton; centriole; axonemal microtubule
Molecular function (GO): microtubule binding
Source: RefSeq, a predicted model, not a curated record
ACGAUCAGUUGGCUUUGAGCAUUGCUACGCGUUGGACGCGAUCUUCGGAAAAUUGUGAUUCCUAAACGAAAAACGAAACGACUGAUACACCACUACAUACAACAAGAUAUUAACAAGUAAACGACUAAAUAAAAAAUAGCCACAUAAAAAGAGAGAAAAAAGUGCAAAAAAAUACCGAAAACACUGAAUAUUUUCAUCGAGACAGUUUCAGAUUCUGUGCUUGCGUGUUUUAGUUGAGAUUUUGCGUGGAAUAAAAACUGUGUGCUAGUGAUUUCGAGUUAGCUAUUUAACAUAUUUUUCGCAUUUUGUAUUAAAACAAUUGACGUGUGUGCUGCUUAAUUUUGUGCGAAACGUAAAUACACAUCAUCUGUGAUUUAUAGAAGUAAUAACAUUUUUUACAUUUACUAAUUUGUGCCCAGUUAAGUAUUUGGACCUGCGGGUUUUAAAAAUUUAUUAAAAUGGUCUCGAAAGGUAGCAAAAAGAAACAGCAGCAAGUAAGUGGCAGUAAAAAUGCUGCAAGCAGCAGCAAAAUCACAUCUAGAUCCUCGACAACUAUGCAACGUACUGCAGGCGUUGGCACAGACUCAGCAUCAAACAGCAAGUCUGUGUUAGAAGUCACUCCGUCAUCGUCGAACUCGACUCAAUCGCCUACGUGGACCAAAACUUCACAGCAGGUACAAAAAUCCGAAUCGACAGCGAGCAGCGAAUCAAUGCAUGCAACCACACACGCAGGCACGCAGUCGCAAACGCAAUUAUUCAAGAGCAGCAGUAGCAGCACGAGUCACAUUGAGUCGAGGUCAGAGCAAAUUGGGCAAAAGGAACAAGAAAUAUUUCAGAUUGGCAGCGCCGAUAUAACACCACUGGUUUCCGCAAUGACCGACACAUUAAAAUCGACGAAAGCAUCAUCAUCAUCAUCCUCAUUUCAGCAGAAAUCAGAAUUUUAUGAAGAGAUCUCGGGCGAUUACUCGAAUUCAAAAAUUAUAUCCUCCAUCGAUCUGCUUGAAAGUGAUAGAAAAGAGCCUGUUUUCUCGGUGCCGAUCGAUGUCGUUGAGAUUGUAGGGGGCAGUAGUUCCAGCGUGGGCAGUUUAAACAAAGCGUACUCCUCCUCUUCCCAGUCACAAACCGGCGUGAUGUCCAGCAUCAGCAGUUCCAACGUAGCACAAAUGCAUUCCGCCAACAGUAGCAGUAAGGUCAUUGACGGUGGAAUUAUGAUCAGCGACAUGUCUACGGAAAACUCGAAGUCGUCCUUGUCUAUGUCGAGAACAGAAAAGUCGGGCAAAGUCACAUCCAGUAAUGUUGAAAUGACAUCAUCGUCAAACAAGUUUUCAGCGAAUGAUGUGAGCAGCAGUAGCACCGCAAUCAACAGCCACACGUCGUACUCGACGAUUGAUGGUCGUGCCAUUAAUGGUGACACAACACCAGCAAUAGCGCCGCCAAUUACAUCGCCUACAACAGGCAAGAAGACUUCAAUGGCAUACACAAAAGAUACACAGAGGGCAGUCGAUGACGUCUCCAAUUCCACCAGCGCUGCCGCAAGUCAGAGCUACUCAAGCGAAGCUAAUACGUCACUGAGUAACACAGCGAAAACUAUGAAGAGUGACGUCGUAAGUAGCCAGCAAUUGGCUUCCAAAAAGUCAACAAAAACGUCCUCCGUUACAGAGCAAAAUAUAUCUGAGGAAACAAUCGAACUAAGCUCGCUGAAGAAAAGUAAAUCAACUACAAAGAAAGAGGUGUACGAUGUAAAAACCAAGAGAUGGACAGAGCUCAACGAAAAGACCGGCACUAGCGUUUCCAACAAAAAGCAUCCAACCAUUGAACGUUACGUUAGCCGCGAAUCCGAUGGCACAUACAAAAUUACUUACAAGAAAAAAAUAUUCGAUCAGCGUGCAAACAAGUGGAAAAUCAUUGAAGAGAAGACGGUGGACAGUGCUCAUGACACUCAUUACCCCGAAAUAGUUGAUGAUGUCAUCAAUACGACGACUACAACGUACACAACAAAAGUGUAUGACACCAAGACCGGAGAGUGGAAAAUCGUUGAAGAGAAAUCUUUUGUGGACGCAAAAGCUUUUGUGCCAAACGACAUUGUUCGUGAAAUCGAAAAAGACAAUACAGAUGUGGCGAAUAUAACAACGACAACCGAAGUAACUAAGAUAUUUGACGCUAGCCUGAACGACUGGCGGGUACUAGAUGAGAAAACGCAUACCGAUGUUAUUGAGAGAAUCGUUGAAACGCCCAAAAAGACAAUUUAUGUAGACGAGUAUGUAGAAAUCGAAAAGAAUGUAGAAAUAACGGAAGACAGUGAAAAUGUUACCAAUAAAAGUACUAACACAUCAAAGAGGAAGGACAUUACCACAAAUGUAUACGAUGAAGUUGAUGAGGUUAGGAAAGAAAGGCUGACUUCAAAUGACUCAAAAAUCCGUGGAGUCGAUAGAAAGGAAUCAUUUGGUUCAAAACAUACGGAAAUGUGCAUUUGUGAAAUUUGUACGUGUGGACGUCAUCACUGUACCUCAAGUGUGAAGCAAACAGAUACUAUUUUGGAGACUACAGAUUUGUUGGAUGAGUCAGAGGCACGUAUACGUUCCAACACUUGGUCUAAAAAAGACCUUGAAAAAUCUCGUUUAAAACUAUUAUAUGAUCUCGGUGAUCAAGCCACUUUGAUUAAGCCGGUGGAUAAUUUAAAACCUGAAGGAGAAUUUACAGUUCCGGAAAAAAUUUCAUUCCAGCCAUCACAGAGAACUAAAAUUAUAACUCGUAAUGAUAACCUGCGUACGGAAGGAGAAAUGACCUUUACCGAAAAGGAGGAAUAUCAGUAUGUAACAAGACCUGUCCAAGUUAGGCCUAUCGACAACCUAAAGCCUGAAGGUGAAUUCUAUGUGCCAGACAAGGCAAAGUACCAACCAGCAGAAAAAUCUAUUCAAAUAAAACAUAAAGAUAAUCUAAAGCCCGAGGGAGACUUUUAUGCUCCUGAAAAGCAAGGUUAUCAGCCCACUGAACGUCCAUUACAAAAAAAACCGAAAGAUAAUUUAAAACCGGAAGGCGAAUUUACGGUCCCUGAAAAGAUUCCAUAUGAGUCAGCAGAACGGCCAACGCGAAUUAAAAGAAUGGAUAACCUUCGCACCGAAGGCGAAAUGACAUUCGAAACCAAAGAAGAAUAUCAUUCCAUUGUAAGGCCUGAUCAGGUUAAACCUACUGAUAAUCUAAAGCCAGAAGGAAAGUUUUACAGUCCGGAGAAGCCCAAAUACCAGCCAGCCGAGAAACCAACGCAAAUCCGGCAUACAGACAACCUUAAACCCGAAGGCGAGUUCUACACCCCUGAAAAGCAUAGUUUUAUUCCUGCUGAUCGUCCAACGCAGAAACGACCAGAGGAUAAUUUAAGACCUGAAGGUGACUUUUACGCCCCAGAAAAGCCAAAAUUCCAAUCAGGAGAGCGCCCAUCCCAAGUAAAAUACGCAGAUAAUUUGCGACCAGAAGGUGAAUUUUACACUCCCGAGAAGCCUGAAUAUAAGCCUGCCGAGCGNCCUGUACAGAAAAAGCCGGAAGAUAACUUAAGGCCAGAAGGUGACUUUUACACACCUGAGAAGCAAGGAUUUAGGCCGGCCGAACGCCCUAUUCAGAGGAAGCCUGAAGACAACUUGAAGUCAGAGGGUGUGUUUUAUACUCCACAGAAAUCGGAAUAUGUCCCCGCUGAACGUCCCACUCAGAAGAAACCAGAAGACAACUUGAGGCCGGAGGGGGAAUUCUACAUACCAGACAAGCCUGGCUAUCAAGCAGCAGAGCGCCCAACUCAAAAGAAACCGCAGGAUAAUUUGAAACCAGAAGGUGAAUUUUAUACUCCUGAGAAACCCGAAUUCAGACCGGCAGAACGUCCCAGACAAAAGAAGCCAGAAGACAACUUGAGGCCAGAGGGUGAAUUUUAUAAGCUCGAAAAGCCCGGAUUCCAGCCAGCAGAACGCCCAGCGCAAGUCAAACCGGAAGACAAUUUGAAACCGGAGGGUGAAUUGUAUACGCCAGAAAAACCCGGGUAUCAGCCCGCAGAGAGGCCACUUCAGAGGAAACCUGAGGAUAACUUGAGACCGGAGGGUGAAUUCGCUGUUCCAGAAAAGAUUCCAUAUAAGCCAGCUGAAAAAACUGAGCGAAUUAUACGGAAGGAUAACUUGCGUUCUGAAGGAAAAAUGACAUUUGAGACUAAACAGGAAUAUCAGUUUGUGAUCAGACCAGAGCAAGUGAAACCCCUUGAUAACCUUAAGCCGGAGGGAGAAUUUUAUGCUCCAGAGAAACAAAAAUACCAACGAGGUGAGAAACCUUUGCAAGUUAGGCAUGAGGACAAUUUGAAGCCAGAGGGUGCGUUCUAUACACCCGAGAAACCGGAAUUUAGGCCCGCUGAAAGGCCAAGUCAAAAGAAGCCAGAAGACAACUUGAAGCCAGAAGGAGAAUUUUAUUCUCCAGAAAAACCUAAAUAUCAGCCAGCAGAGAGACCACAUCAGAAGAAACCGGAGGAUAACUUGAGACCUGAGGGGGAACUUUCUGUGCCAGAAAAGAUAGCAUAUAAGCCAGCUGAAAAGAUGGAGAUAAUAAUACGGAAAGAUAAUUUGCGUUCAGAGGGUGAAAUGACAUUUGAGACUAGAGAGGAAUAUCAGUUUGUUACCAGACCGGACCAAGUCAAACCUACUGAUAACCUUAAGCCGGAGGGAGAGUUUUAUGCUCCAGAAAAACCAAAAUACCAACCGGCUGAGAAACCUGUACAAGUUAGGCAUGAAGACAAUUUGAAGUCAGAAGGUGAAUUCUAUACCCCUAAAAAAGCAGAAUUUAGGCCCGCGGAACGACCUAGUCAGAAGAAGCCAGAAGACAACUUGAGGCCAGAGGGACAAUUUUAUACACCAGAAAAGCCUGAAUAUCAGCCCGCAGAAAGACCUCAUCAGAAGAGACCGGAAGAUAACUUGAGACCUGAGGGAGAAUUUACAGUGCCCGAAAAGAUAGCCUAUAAGCCAGCUGAAAAGACGGAGCGAAUAAUACGGAAAGAUAAUUUGCGCUCAGAAGGAGAAAUGACAUUUGAGACUAGAGAGGAAUAUCAAUUUGUUAUUAGACCGGACCAAGUGAAACCUACUGAUAACCUUAAGCCGGAAGGAGAAUUUUACUCGCCAGAAAAGCCGAAAUUCCAUCCAGGGGAGAAAUCAUUACAAAUAAGACACGAAGAUAAUUUGAAACCUGAAGGUGAAUUCUAUGUUCCUGACAAGCCAGAAUUCAAACCGGCGGAACGUCCCAGUCAGAAAAAGCCGGUAGAUAACUUGAAACCAGAAGGUAAAUUUUAUACACCGGAAAAGUCUGGUUUCCAGCCAGCAGAACGGCCACUUCAGAAGAGACCAGAAGACAAUUUGAAACCAGAAGGCGAAUUUUAUGCGCCUGAGCGACCGGAAUUCAAAUCCGCGGAGCGGCCAACUCAGAAGAAACCGGAAGACAACUUAAGACCAGAGGGCGCCUUCACUGUGCCUGAGAAGACCCCAUAUAAACCAGCCGAAAAAACGGAGAGAAUAAUUCGGAAAGAUAAUUUACGAUCAGAAGGGGAAAUGAUAUUUGAAUCCAGAGAAGAAUAUCAAUUUGUUUCCAGACCUGAACAGGUUAAACCCUCUGAUAACCUUAGGCCAGAGGGUGAAUUUUAUACUCCGAAAAGAUCGAAGUACAUCCCCGCGGAGCGUCCUACCCAGAAGAAGCCUGAGGAUAAUCUGCGGCCAGAAGGUAAAUUUCAUGCUCCCGAUAAAUCAGAAUUUAAGCCAGGGGAUCGGCCCUCUCAGAAGAAGCCUGUUGAUAACUUGAGACCAGAAGGCGAGUUUUAUAUUCCUGAUAAACCAUGUUAUAAACCGGCGGAGCGUCCAACACAGAAAAAACCGGAGGAUAACUUGAGGCCUGAAGGUGAAUUUUAUACUCCGGAGAAACCCAAAUUCCAACCUGGCGAACGCCCAUCGCAAGUAAGACACGUUGACAAUCUGCGACCUGAAGGCGAGUUUUAUGCUCCAGAAAAACCGGGAUAUAAACCAGCCGAACGUCCCUAUCAGAAAAAACCGGAGGAUAACCUGAAGCCAGAAGGUGAAUUUUAUUCUCCGGAGAAACCCGAAUUCCAACCUGGCGAACGCCCAGCGCAAGUAAGACACGCUGACAAUCUGCGACCUGAAGGAGAGUUUUACACACCUGAUAAACCGGGGUAUAAGCCUGCCGAACGUCCCACACAGAAAAAGCCACAAGACAACCUUAAACCAGAAGGCGAAAUUAUUAUGCCGGAAAAGACUGUAUUUAGACCAGCUGAAAAAACUGAGCGCAUUAUAAGAAAAGAUAAUCUUCGAACUGAAGGCGAAUUUGUGUUUAAAGAUAAACAGACAUACGAAUUUGUCAAAAGGCCUGACCAAAUAAAGCCAGUUGACAAUCUGAAACCUGAAGGAGAAUUUUAUAAGACAGAAAAGCCUUCUUACAAGCCAGGCGUACGUCCACUAGUUAAAAAGCCUGAAGAUAAUUUGAGGAUGGAAGGCGAGUUUACUGUGCCAGAAAAUGUUUCAUUUAAGCCCUCCGAAAAGACAAAACGUAUUAUAAGGAAAGACAAUCUGCAUAUGGAAGGGGAAAUGACAUUUUCCAAAAAGGAGCAAUAUCAUUAUGUCAAUAGGCCAGAACAAAUUAAACCUUCUGAUAACUUAAAACAAGAAGGAGACUUCUAUACUCCGAAGAAACCGAAAUUCCAACCAGCUCAAAAAUUGUCCCCAGUUAGGCCUGAAGAUAAUUUGAGGCCGGAAGGAGAAUUUUACACCCCUGAUAAGCCAAGAUAUAAGCCGGCUGAUACGGUCCGACGAGUUGUUCAUAAAGAUAAUCUGCGGAUUGAAGGGGAGAUGACGUUUACAGAAAAGGAAAACUAUGUCAAUGUAGAACGUCCAAACCAAGUAAAACCAGAAGAUAACCUCAGAUCGGAAGGUAAGAUGUAUAUUUCAUCCGAUAAAACAGAUUCCAAAGAACUUAAAACUAAAGUGGAAAAAGCGGUAAUCAAGCGCCCGGUAGAUAACCUGAAACUUGAGGGCACUCUUCAAAUUUCAAAACGAGAUGACUAUAACGAAAAGAGAACUUCCAAGCUGGAUACAUCUAAAAGUGUGCAGAAAACUACCAGAACAAAAUACACGCACAAUAAGUCGUCAAUAUCUCUUGGAGAGGACAGUGCCAUUCUAAAGACAACAAAUCAAAUGAGCUUUGCUUCGGGCAAACAAGCUGUUCCGAUGGCUAAUAUGAGUUCAGAAAAACCAGUCGAUGGUUUGGUUGUAGUAUCCACGAAAAAAGUUACCACUGUAAUAGGUGGUCGCGUCAAAAAAGAACCGGAAACAGAGUAUGUUAGACGACAGGGGAAAGUUAAUGUCAUCGAAAAUAUUGCAAAAACUAACAACGUUAAAAACAUAGUCAACAUUGAAAAUAAACAUGAUGAAUCAAUUUCGGUGAAGGAAAAUCGUUUUGCGAAGGAGAAAAAAGUCAUGGAUUCUGUUCGCGUUGAUAUUUCUGAUCAAACGUUCACCUCUGCAGUGACUAACGGAAGUAACGCAGGAAGUAGUUCAGAAAGAAUUAUGUCUAGUGGAGUGGUGGCAAAUACCGCUGGUCCAACAAUUUCCACACAAUGCAAUUUGGAUAAACAGGAAAGCACAUCGACACACAUGAACGCUACCUCAUCUAAAAAUAUUUCUGAUCAAGCACAUUCCACACAACACAAGACCAUGUCAGCUGAAAGUGCAUCAACGAAAAUGUCAUCAAGCUCCUCUGCUACCACUAUGUCUAAACAUUUCCAUCAUCGACGAAGCGAUUUCACUGCCGACGCAAACAUUACUAAUUCAGUAUUUCAUCGAAAAACUGUUUCAAAUGAGUCAAAUCAAUUAGGUAGCCUAACGUCGAAUGGUAAGAUUCACAGAAAGAGCAUUCUGAAUUUGCACGAGGAGCCAUCCAGCUCAGUUUUUCCAAGCGAACGCCAGAGCUACAGUAGCAUACAUCGACAGAACAGGGAACAAGAUAGCAGCGCGUUGUUGAUGAGCGAACGUCGCCACUACAACACACUCGGCCAGUCGCAAAAUAGAGAUCAGACGUCAAAGUCUUGCAAUAUUUCUAAAACGUCGCCUUCCGGUGGUAUCGAAAUUCCCCCUUACAGUAAACAUUCCGAAAGAAUUGUAACACGAAGGAAUGUGAAUCAGUCAUCUAUAUCUCUGGGGAUGGAUGGAAUUUCAUCCACCUCCUUGUAUCGCAGUGAAUAUAAGACGGUUCCAUCCACAACUUGUGCUAUACACAAAAUCAAAGAAGGUGCAUUCCAACAUACAAGAAAUACGAACGAACAUAAAUUUUUUAAAACUGUCAAGAACUAAUUAGGCUGUAAAAUUUUAAGGGCAUGUAAAAAUGCGUCUUUGCAUGUACGCAAAAAAAAUUUUAAUAAAUUUUUCAUACAAGCAUAUCAAUGUUGUAACUCAAAUAUUAUAUUUACGUUCAUUUAUGUAUAUGCAGACAGACAUAUAUAUGUAUAUUAAGCAAGAGUAAUUGCCACAUAAUUUAAUAAAAUAUUCUCAAAAAAUUUACCGCUAUGGUAUGUUCCACUAUAUUAUCAUGGCGAAAUAAAUAAGUUGAAGUAAUUUGACAGCUUU